Messenger RNA from Aspergillus calidoustus, 798 nucleotides. NCBI's taxonomy places the organism in Eukaryota, Fungi, Ascomycota, Eurotiomycetes, Eurotiales, Aspergillaceae. The record is from the annotation of a GenBank genome assembly.
AUGCACGAGCUUUUGCUUUUCGCCUCGGUUCCCGCUCAUCAACACCAUGAAUUAUUGCAGCAGCUCGCUGGCCUGACGGCCAUGCAACCCCGUCAUCGUCUGGAGAGGCGCUUGGUCUUCAAAGCUCACCGAAAACCCGGCCUGAUCAACGCCCGCGGAGGGACUAACCAGGGCGCUGACAUAGUACGCCUCAAUAAGAUGCUCAAUGGGGGCAUGUACUAUACGCAGGUCGUCGGGCCUAUUUCCGAGGCAGAUUUCGACACGCAGCCCUCGUCAUCUGGGGACCCGGACGCACCCAUGUCUGGGACGGAUGAAGCUACAGGCUGCGCAUAUGAUUACGACAGUCAACCCUGGAAGCUCGAGUUCAGGGACAUUCCGGAGGCAGGUACUCGGUCGACCAUUACGGCUCGAUUGGCCGCUAGUGCUACUCUACCCAAAGGUGAUAUUGUGACUCCCAUGAAUGCCUGGGGGUAUAGUUUUGUGACUGAGUACGUGGUUGAAGGAGAUGCCUUCAUCCAUAAUGAUAUUGUGAUUUUUCUUCACCGUGUGCUGCAGUAUCCGAUUCAUGGACAAGAACCACAUGGACCACGGCGCCAGUUGCCCUCGUUUCGAGAUAUGUCGCCCUUGGAGAGGUCCGGGAGUUAUAUCCUGCAAGCUGCUAUAACUGUCCAAGACGGCAGUAAUCAGGAGCUUAUGAGGACGGCAUCUCAGCAUUUAUUUGGGCUACGAGAACAGCUUAAAUCAGCGGUCCGUCUAGAACACGCUGAUAGACUUUCCUUGGACACUCGAGCGAAGUAG